AUGUCCAGCAUGUCUUUCCAUUUAACUGCUCUAUCUAUCCUAUAUCUACUUUACAACAAAGCCUGCUCCAUGCCUGGCCGCAGAGCAGAGAAACCAGACUCCCCAGAAACGAAAACAAAAAAAAAAAGAAAGAACCUACUCCGCUUCUCUCUACCUCUUCUUCUUCCUCUCUUCCUCUCUUCUUCUUCUUCUUCUUUCAGCGUGUCUAUCUUGUUUCAUUUCGACUGCGCCGCUUCGUUGAGAGAAAAAAAAAGUCCCCCUUUCUUUGUCCGGCCCAGUAUCGUCUGUAUCGAUGUAUCUCAUUAG
Trichophyton benhamiae CBS 112371 is the source of this 306-nucleotide messenger RNA. RefSeq lists its product as uncharacterized. The record is from RefSeq and is a predicted model, not a curated record. The coding region runs from base 1 to 306 and encodes 101 amino acids. The transcript has a single exon. Lineage: Eukaryota; Fungi; Ascomycota; Eurotiomycetes; Onygenales; Arthrodermataceae.